This is a messenger RNA of Entamoeba dispar SAW760, 468 nucleotides long. Its product is annotated as eukaryotic translation initiation factor 5A, putative. Gene Ontology annotation, biological process: positive regulation of translational elongation; positive regulation of translational termination. Gene Ontology annotation, molecular function: translation elongation factor activity; RNA binding; ribosome binding. Bases 1 to 468 code for a protein of 155 amino acids. The transcript has a single exon. Lineage: Eukaryota; Evosea; Mastigamoebida; Endamoebidae. The record is from RefSeq and is a predicted model, not a curated record.
AUGGAAGCAAUGGAAUACAAUGAAGAUUAUCAAAUGAAUAAUCAUACUAUUCACACUAUCCCAACUAAAGCUGGUUCAUUGAAACUUGGUGGGUUUGUUGUGAUUGAAAAAUUCCCAUGUAAAAUCACUGAAUUUAAUAAAACUAAGGAUGGAAAACAUGGACAUGCAAAAGUAACAUUAACUGGAAUUGAUGUUUUCACUGGGAAAAAGUACACUGAUUGUUGUCCUGCUCAUUCUAACAUUGAUGUUCCAGUAAUAAAAAGAGUAGAAUAUCCUCUUCAAGAUAUUGAUGAUGGUUAUUUGAGUCUUCUUAAUGAAGAUGGGUCAUUAAGAAAUGAUAUUAAACUUCCUAAAAAUGAACUUGGAAAACAAAUUGAACAUGAAUUUAAUGAUAAAUCUCUUAUAUGUAUUGUCCAAGUAUUUGGUGAUCAAGAGAUGGUUAUUGGCUACAAAGAAGAUAAAGAUUAA